AUGGCGCCGGACAUGGAGGUCGGCGCGAUUCAUACCAACGGGUUCACCGAAGGCGCAGAAGCCUCCAAUUCAACGAUCAACCCUUACGAAACAAACCCAGCUAGGAUCCCCCGCGAUGACCCGUUUCUCGCCCAGAGCGUGCAAUAUGGCCGCUACGCCCCGCAUCCCACUGAUUUCACCCCGCGCUAUCAGAACUGGCAUCAGUCUGAUCCCGAGACGAACACUUUUUGGCAAGAGGUGGCGCAGAGAUUCUGCACCCCGGAAUAUUCACUCAAGAUAUCGGGGCCGAGGGAGAUAUUCGCUGCUGGUAGUGUGAUCAUCCGAGUCGACCAUGAUCCUGUCGACGUCAGUGUCGCGGAGCGAUACUCGUGCGCCAAUGCGAACGAACUUUCCGCGGCCCGGAAAGUGGAGGAAUCGCUGCGUGAAAUCGGAGUCACGGUUCCGGUCAUACAUUUCUGUGGUACAAUUGAGGGUAAGAAUGUGACGGUGGAAUCACGAGUACCGGGCGUCUCUCUGGACGUGGCGUGGCGUUAUUUAAGCACCGAGCAAGUGGCUACCUUCAAAAACCAGUGCCGUCAACUCUUGCAGCAUAUUUCAACGAUCGAUCCCUCUCCUACCGAACCUUCCUACAUUUGCCGCGGUCUCAAUACACAAACACCACCCCCAGGGCGCGAGACGGAACAGUCAAUACUCCUGGCUGAGAAGGGCGGCGAGGAGAAUCUUUCCUUCACGCACAAUAAUUUGAUACCGGCAAACGUCAUCGUCAAGGACGAUCGGAUCGUGGGUCUCACGGGAUGGCGGGAAAGUGGAUAUUUUGGCAUCGCUCGAGCUCAAAAAGUGCACAAGUCAUUGAGGGAUCUCCAGCUUGGCCCACAAAUAAGCGGAAAUGAUGCAUGGCUUGAUCUUUAUGAUGAGGACUAUGAUUCUAGCAAAAGCGCGCCAUUGGUUGCAAGCAAAGACAUCGCUCUGCCAUCCGUGAAAACAGAACCUACAAGUUCAACACUAGAAAAAUUCCCUAUCAGCGACGACUUGGACACCAAAUCGCUAGGAUUCGACGGAACCAGCGAUUAUCCGACAUCGAAGAAACUUGCCAACUUGAAGAAUGGAACAGCUUCUCGUGCCUCGUCCUCCGACCGGUCAUCACCCGCAACAUCAGUCAAGCCCGCAUCAAAUAAAAAAGCGGGAUCCGCUACUACGAAGAAAGGCACGGCAAAGAAACCGGCUGCUAAGAAGCGCAAGGUGAAUGAUGUAGAUGCAGACAGUGCUGAUGGGCGUCGAUCAAAUACACCCGCAUCUCGUGCCAGCAAAGGCCCAGGCAAAAAGCAAGACUCUGUCUCCAUCGCAGGGUCCCCGGCACCCGAGGAAAAGAAGAAGAAAAAGAAAGGGGCGAGGAGACGCCUUGUAAAUGAAGAUGAAGAGGAUGUCGAAGAUCCGAACGAGCUCUUUUGCAUCUGCAGACGACCCGAUAACCACACAUGGAUGAUUGGGUGUGAUGGCAAUUGCGAAGACUGGUAUCAUGGAAAAUGUGUCAAUAUCCAUGCUAGAGAUGAAGAGUUGAUCGAGAGAUACAUCUGUCCGAACUGUGAAGAGAGAGGACAAGGUCGCACAACAUGGAAACCGAUGUGCCGUCUCCCCGAAUGUCGUAAACCGGCACGCGCCACUCCCAAGAACCCUAGCAAGUACUGCUCCGACGACCAUGGCCAGGAAUUCAUGCGACAGCAGACUCGCCAGUUUAAGCUUGGAUCAGCCCGAAAGGGAGUGGAGGAUCUAGGUAGCAUGGGCGGUAUUCUCACGGCCGGCGACCUCAAAGCUGCUAUACUCGGCGUGACCUCGGUUGAAGAAUUUCGCAGAUUAGGUGAUCGGAUCAUUUCCCCGUCAGCUUCUACAAAGGAGAAUACUCCCAAUUCUGAGGUGAAGAGCGAAACAGUGCUGCAGGUCGGCAAUGGAUUUGACAUCAACCCCAAAGGCGUGGAGUAUUCCCCCGAGGAAGCCGCACAAAUGGCGAGGUUGCGCAAGCUGCGCGACGACCUUCUUCACCGCAAGGAGAUGCUUGCCGCACGCUCGAAGUUCGUGGGGCUUCUGCGACCGCGAGCCAAGGGAGUGGUGGAAAAGCUAAAGCAGAAGGAGCCGAAAGGCGGAUGGAAGGAUAUCUGUGGGUUCGAUUCACGGGUUUCGUGGUCGGACGAGGAAUUCGACGAGUGGCGGUUGUCAGAAGCUGGGAAGAAGGCGCUCGCAGAGGGCACGAUCGAGGCUAUGGCUGCUAAUUUGCCUGGCAACACCGACGCAGAUGGCGAUACAGCCAUGGAUGGAGAGGGUGAGGAUGAAUUGGCCUUCUUGACUCGUGGUGUCUGCACGAAGAAACGUUGCGAGCGACACAAGCAGUGGGUCAAAGUGCAGCAGCAAGAUAUUUUGUUUGAAGAGACCACUGCAGACGAGGAUCUUGCCAGAUACGAGGAAGAGGCACGUUAUGUCGCCGAAAGCGCCGUUCUAAGAAGAUGGGCUGAGAAAGAGAAUAUUCCUUCUGGGUCCGGGUAG
Messenger RNA from Penicillium waksmanii, 2535 nucleotides. Its product is annotated as putative PHD transcription factor. The transcript is spliced from 2 exons. The record is from RefSeq and is a predicted model, not a curated record. The coding region runs from base 1 to 2535 and encodes 844 amino acids. Gene Ontology annotation, biological process: positive regulation of DNA-templated transcription. Gene Ontology annotation, cellular component: Set1C/COMPASS complex. Lineage: Eukaryota; Fungi; Ascomycota; Eurotiomycetes; Eurotiales; Aspergillaceae.